AUGCAAAAGUUGCAUAAUGGAAACCACAGCAUUGUCUCCUCGUUUAUCAUCGUUGGCUUUGAGACCUUACGAGAGAUGGAGCUGCUCCUCUUCUCUCUUUUCUCUGGCAUGUACGUACUCACCAUAGGGGCUCACUUAACAGUAAUCAUGCUGGUGGCCGUGGAUCACCGCCUUCACAAGCCAAUGUACUUCCUUCUGGCCAGCUUCUCCCUGCUGGAAGUCCUGUACACUACGGUCACUGUCCCCAAAAUGUUGGAUGCUCUUCUCACCAGGCACAAGGAGAUUUCAUAUCCCUCAUGCCUUACGCAGUUUUACCUCCUCUUUGGCUUUGGGGCUUCGGAAAAUUGCCUGUUAGCCGUCAUGGCUUAUGAUCGCUACGUAGCCAUUUGCCGCCCUCUGCAUUACGCCACUUUGAUGCCCAGCAAAACUAGCAUCCAUCUUGCUGUAGGUGCCUUGGUGGGUGGACUGUUGGCCGCUUUUCCUCCCGCUGUCUGGAUCUCCACCUUAAAUUUCUGCUUCCCUAACCUAAUAGACCACUUCUUCUGUGAUUAUGCCCCUCUACUAAAGCUCUGCUGUGACGAUACGUCCGCUGGGGAGUUUGCUUUCAUCGUCAUGUCCUGGAGUGUUAUUUUAGGCUGUUUCGUGCUUAUCAUGGUGUCGUACAGUCUUAUUAUUCUUGCGGUCCUUAGGAUACCCUCUAGUGAUGGACAGAAGAGGGCAUUUAGCACGUGUGGCUCUCACCUGGCCGUGGUGUCCAUCUUUUACGGCACUGUCAUCUUCAUGUACAUACGUCCAACCUCCCACAUUAGGUUUCCAAUGGACAAAGUGAUCUCUAUCUUCUACUGUGUGGUGACCCCACUUAUGAACCCAAUUAUAUACUGUCUAAGGAACCAGGAGGUUAAGGGGGCUGUGAACAAAGCAUGGCAUCUGAUCAUGCACAACAAACAUGACAUCAUGGAAGGUAAGAGGAAGAUGCCCGAGAGAAGAAAGAAAUGAACACACGCGACGCAG
Spea bombifrons (plains spadefoot toad) is the source of this 1011-nucleotide messenger RNA. Its product is annotated as olfactory receptor 6F1-like. Bases 1 to 996 code for a protein of 331 amino acids. Lineage: Eukaryota; Metazoa; Chordata; Amphibia; Anura; Pelobatidae. The record is from RefSeq and is a predicted model, not a curated record. Gene Ontology annotation, molecular function: G protein-coupled receptor activity; olfactory receptor activity. Gene Ontology annotation, biological process: G protein-coupled receptor signaling pathway. The transcript has a single exon. Gene Ontology annotation, cellular component: membrane.